This is a messenger RNA of Sceloporus undulatus (fence lizard), 7254 nucleotides long. It is a transcript of the gene FRMD4A, whose product is annotated as FERM domain containing 4A. The transcript is spliced from 23 exons. The record is from RefSeq and is a predicted model, not a curated record. Gene Ontology annotation, biological process: establishment of epithelial cell polarity. Gene Ontology annotation, cellular component: cytoskeleton; bicellular tight junction; adherens junction. NCBI's taxonomy places the organism in Eukaryota, Metazoa, Chordata, Lepidosauria, Squamata, Phrynosomatidae. The coding region runs from base 320 to 3523 and encodes 1067 amino acids.
UGGACCUGAGCAGAGAGAAGGAACGUACAGCAGGACACACCAACUUCUUCAGAAAGAGGUGGGGGGAUUUGCAGUUCUCGGUAUGUUUUUGAAUCAUCCCUGUUCCAGCUGAUUCUGAAGAAUUUGGGGAAAACAAUUCCCUCUGAAGAGCAGCUCCUACCAAAAUGGGUUACUUUGGCUUCAAUGUCCCCCCACUUUCCUUUCAUGGAAAAUCACUGUGACAUUUUAACCUUACCAUUCUUUAGGAGCCUUUUUUUUUUUUUUAAGUAGCAAACCAGUUGAAACUCCCAGUGCUAGACCUUCCGUCUUGCUAGUUGGCAUGGCUGCUGUACUUCUUAGGUUUGAAGACUUGAUUUACAGUUGGGACAGUCUAGUGUGGAACCUGACUACGCGAGUCCUAGGGACAUACCGGUUCAGAAAUCUUCAGGUGAUACGGCUAAUGCUUAAACCAUGGUGCAUCUCCAGAGCGGUGUAUCAGAUGACAGAGGGCCGCCGGUGUCAAGUGCACCUCCUUGAUGACAGGAAGCUGGAACUCCUUGUGCAGCCAAAGCUUUUGGCCAAGGAGCUGCUAGACCUGGUGGCAUCACAUUUCAAUCUGAAAGAGAAGGAAUACUUUGGAAUUGCCUUCACAGAUGAGACGGGUCAUCUGAACUGGCUUCAGCUGGACCGGAGAGUGCUGGAACAUGACUUCCCCAAAAAGUCUGGACCGGUUGUUUUGUACUUUUGUGUCAGGUUCUACAUUGAAAGCAUAUCCUACCUAAAGGAUAAUGCAACAAUUGAGUUGUUUUUCUUGAAUGCAAAGUCUUGUAUAUAUAAGGAGCUCAUUGAGGUUGACAGUGAAGUUGUGUUUGAACUGGCUGCAUACAUCUUGCAGGAAGCAAAGGGAGACUUUUCAAGCAAUGAAAUUGUAAGGACUGACUUAAAGAAACUUCCAGCUCUUCCAACGCAAGCACUCAAGGAGCAUCCAUCUCUUGCUUACUGUGAGGAUCGAGUUAUUGAACAUUACAAGAAGCUAAAUGGACAGACGAGAGGCCAAGCCAUUGUCAAUUACAUGAGCAUUGUAGAAUCCCUUCCAACAUAUGGUGUCCACUAUUAUGCAGUUAAGGACAAGCAAGGAAUUCCUUGGUGGUUAGGACUUAGCUACAAGGGGAUCUUUCAGUAUGACUACCAUGACAAAGUGAAACCAAGAAAGAUCUUCCAAUGGAGGCAGCUGGAGAACCUCUACUUCAGAGAGAAGAAGUUUUCUGUGGAAGUCCAUGACCCACGCAGGGCAUCUGUGACAAGAAGGACGUUUGGACAUAGUGGCAUUGCUGUGCACACGUGGUAUGCCUGUCCUGCCUUGAUAAAGUCCAUCUGGGCUAUGGCCAUUAGCCAACAUCAAUUCUACUUGGACAGAAAGCAAAGCAAGUCCAAAAUUCAUGCAGCGAGAAGCCUAAGUGAGAUUGCAAUUGACCUGACUGAAACUGGAACGCUGAAGACAUCCAAGCUAGCCAACAUGGGAAGUAAAGGAAAGAUUAUCAGCGGCAGCAGUGGAAGCCUUUUGUCAUCAGGUUCCCAAGAGUCUGAUAGCUCUCAGUCUGCGAAAAAAGACAUGCUGGCUGCCUUGAAAUCCAGGCAAGAAGCUCUAGAGGAGACACUGCGCCAGCGCCUGGAGGAACUAAAGAAACUGUGUCUCCGAGAAGCGGAACUUACAGGAAAAUUGCCAAGAGAAUAUCCCCUCGACCCAGGGGAAGAGCCCCCAAUUGUGCGAAGAAGAAUAGGUACUUCUUUUAAACUGGAUGAACAGAAAAUCCUGCCUAAAGGAGAGGAAGCUGAGCUGGAACGCUUGGAAAGAGAAUUUGCCAUUCAGUCACAGAUCACGGAAGCAGCUCGACGCCUAGCCAGCGACCCAAAUGUCAGCAAAAAACUGAAGAAACAAAGGAAAACCUCCUACCUUAAUGCACUGAAAAAGCUUCAGGAGAUUGAAAAUGCCAUCAAUGAGUAUCGUAUCAAAUCUGGAAAGAAGCCAACACAAAGAGCCUCCCUGAUUAUAGAUGAUGGAAAUAUUGCCAGUGAGGAUAGUUCCCUCUCAGAUGCCCUUGUUUUGGAGGAUGAAGACUCUCAGGUUACCAGCACAAUAUCCCCUUUACAGUCACCUCACAAAGGACUCCCUCCUCGCCCACCCUUACAUAAUAGACCACCCCCUCCCCAGUCUCUGGAGGGACUCAGACAGAUGCACUAUCACAGGAAUGACUAUGACAAGUCCCCUAUCAAGCCCAAGAUGUGGAGUGAGUCAUCCUUGGAUGAACCCUAUGAGAAGGUCAAGAAGCGCUCUUCACACAGCCAUUCCAGCAGUCAUAAGCGGUUCCCCAGCACAGGGAGUUGUGCAGAAGCUGGAGGGAGCAGCUCUCUACAGAACAGUCCCAUUAGGAAUCUUCCCCACUGGAACUCCCAGUCCAGCAUGCCAUCAACACCAGAUCUACGGGUACGCAGUCCGCAUUAUGUGCAUUCCACUAGGUCAGUAGACAUCAGUCCUACCAGAUUGCAUAGUUUAGCUCAGCACUUUAGACACAGAAGCUCCAGCUUAGAGUCCCAAGGAAAGCUCCUUGGGUCAGAAAAUGAGACAGGGAGCCCUGAUUUCUACACCCCCAGGACUCGUAGCAGUAACGGCUCAGACCCCAUGGAUGACUGUUCCUCCUGCACCAGCCAUUCCAGCUCUGAACACUACUACCCUGCCCAGAUGAAUGCAAACUAUUCUACGCUGGCUGAGGAUUCUCCUUCCAAAGCUCGAGAGCGCCAGAGGCAGAGGCACAAGUCGGCGGGGAAUCUUGUCUCCUCUAAUUCAGGGAGCAUGCCCAACCUGGCUGCCAGGAACGGGACCACCCACCACGGCGUCUAUCUGCAUAGCCAGAGCCAGCCUUCCUCCCAAUACAGGAUCAAAGAGUACCCACUGUACAUUGAAGGCAGUUCCACACCCGUGGUGGUGCGCAGCCUGGAGAAUGACCAAGAGGGACACUAUAGUGUAAAAGCACAAUUUAAAACAUCCAACUCGUACACAGCAGGGGGAAUGUUUAAAGAGAACUGGCAUGGGGAUGAAGUGGACUCUAUAAGAUUGACUCCCUCCCGUUCUCAGAUCAUACGGACUCCAUCUCUGGGCAGAGAGGGUCAUGAGAAGGGGUCAGGAAGGACAGUCGUGUCUGAUGAACUGAGGCUGUGGUACCAUCGGUCCACAGCCUCCCACAAAGACCACAGCCGCUUGUCGCACACAAGCUCCACUUCCUCGGAUAGUAGCUCCCAAUACAGCACCUCCUCUCAAAGCACCUUUGUGGCUCACAGCAGGGUAACAAGGAUGCCUCAGAUGUGUAAAGCAACAUCAGCUGCCUUACCUCACAGCCAGAGGAGUUCUACCCCAUCUAGUGAGCUAGCAGCUACUCCACCAAGCAGCCCACAUCACAUCCUAGCCUGGCAGACAGGAGAUGCAACAGACAACUCACCCACUAUGGAUGAGUCUCAGUCUCCAACUCAACAAAGUACUGAUGAAUAGAGGUAUAGUGAGGGGAUGUUUUGAAUUUUGAAACCCACACCCCAUCCCUCUGACCCACCAUUAUGCUUUGUUAUUGUCUUUGUUUUGUAAAUCAGGUUGUAGUGGAACUGCUUUUGACUCAUGUUAGAAAAUAAUGGAAAUUGAGUGCAAGACAGUUUGAUUACUAGAUUUAGAAUCAUAGGCCCCAUACAGACAGGCCAAAAUAAAGCUGCUUCGGGUCACUUUGGAGGUAUGCUGUUUAAAUGAUGCAUGCAUCCUAAGAGUCCAGAAGCAGCACCAAAGCCACGAUCAGUCCUAAGGUGACCCGAAGCAGCUUUAUUUUGGCCUGUCUGUAUGGGGCCAUAGAAUCCUAGAGUUGAAAGAAAGGACAAGGGUCAUCCAUCCAGUUUAAAAUGUUGCUUACAUAUAAAGACCAUAUGCAAAGAGGCAAUCAGCCUAAAACUUAGACCAGAUCUCUAAAAGAGAGAACUGAUUUGAAAAUUUCUUAGAUAACUCACUAGGGGAUAUGACAGCAGGGUUUCAGAUUACCUCCACUCAGGUUUCAGUUCCCUAAAGUAGUUUACCUGCAUCUAGUUCACCGCCCAUGCUUUUCUAUCUUGAUGUACAGUACUUACUGGAUCUGCUGCUGCUCAUGUUUUCUUCCUUUCCACUGCCAAAACUACAAAGGAAAGAGAACCUAUCUUGGCAUCAGCCUCAUGGUACAGAGAUCUCUCUUCCCAUUUUAGUGAAACAAAUUGCCUGCACAGAAUCAGGGGCUGCAGCAGUCAUGUUAUGGACUGAUACUUUGUUGAAUCAGAAGUUUCAAGUUAGUUUGUAUUCUGGUGGUUGGCAGAAUUUGCCCAAUAUUUUGGGAACAUUAUCUGCCAUAAGCAAGCAGCAAGUUAUGAUGAUCUCUUUAAAUUAAUAGCAUCUAAAUAUUACCCCUUAAAUUUAUCAAGACAAGGUACAACUGGGUGCUUCUGGAAGCAUACUAUAGCUGGGUUAACAAAGAAUUGAAAAUAGGAUCCAAGUUAAUGAGUUUUCCUCAACCUAACAAGAAAAUGGCUCUCUGUAAAGCAGGCAUAGGCAACUGUGGAAGUCAUUAAGAGACCUGGGAGGGCUGCACCCACUCAGAAAAAAACCCAAAAGGUGGGGCACUUAGGAUCCUGUGCAAAUCAGAUUCUUCACCUUCCCAAUAUACUACUUGCAGUGAUAGGUCAUAGAGGAAGGAUUGCCAUCACUAAUCAGGUUAGCCUAAAGUGGACAACUUUCAUGUUUUGCUCCUGUACAAGUCUCAGUAGCCUGAAACCUGGAAAUUUUAUUAUGUGAAAGUCUUCUCUGGCAUAGAAAUAUGGUGAGAACACAUUCAUUCAUUACAUGUCAGGCCAUCAGGCUGCUAUGCAAACUACAGGAGUGGGACAAAUGAGUAAGUAGUAACCUAAUUUGCACUUGAGAUCACUUUUGGACUCUUACCUCCCAAUCCCAUAAUAGUAGAACAAAGUAGAACACCGUUUGUGCACUUUUCAGUCUGCAUGUGUGUCACUAUACAUAUCAUAAUCUUUGUAUUCCUACUCCUCUUUUACUUAUUCUAGGCAUGCCUUUCUUUCCUAAAUACAACUGUUGCCUCCAUCCACCCUGCUCUUUCCGUCACCUAAAUUUUGAACAGUUCUGUGCCUCUGCAACUUAGUUGGGGAAAGAAUAAAGAUUGUAACCUCCUCCUGCGGUGAUUAAAUUGCUUUGUUGGCCCUGCCCAAGGGAAAUGAGCUUGAAGUAUGAGCAAUAAGACAAAGUCUCCUCCCCAUGUUUCGUGUACCUUCAAUAAUGUGCCCAGCCUCUAUCAGCUGUCACUUGCCUCAGCACAUGCAGUAUUCCAUUAACCUAAGGAAAAAAGUUUUGCUUCUAUUUAGAUUCACCUUGGGCAGGUUUGUCUAUCAUGUGCUUCAGUCUAAAGAUGUUAAGGAAUUUAAAGAGAACAAGUUAGAUUGUUAGAUUACUCUUAUAUAUUUACUGUUUUUAUGUACAACGCUGUGCAAAUCUGCAGCGCUAAAUAAAUAAAUAAAUAAAUAUUAAAUUCCUAUUUUUAAAAUUUAAUUUAGAGGAUGUAUUUAGAGAAGCCCAAAAAUAUUUUUAAGGCAAGAAGGGCUGCCUAUAUCUAAAAAUCUCUACAUCAGGAGAGAUUUAAGAUGAAAUUCAAACAAAGAAGAAAUAAAAUGUCAUUUUCACAAGUUGGUAGGCACAUUUGGGAUGAAAAGGAUAAAAAUACUAAAUUUCACAGUCAGCAAGGGGUUUUGCCCUCACACAGUACUGGGCAUCAUUUUUCUGAUGAAGCACUAUAAAUUCUGUAGCUACUCUAGAUAACUUGCUGAACAAUAAAAAAAAAGACUAUAAAUUGUGCAGACUAGCAUCAGUAUCCUCUAACAUUAUUGAUCUGGGCAGACACCAAAUUACAGCCAUAAUGAAAGAAGGUUCGCACAACAUUACAUGAAAGCAAUGGGAGAGAAUAUGCUUCAAUCCAUCCUCUCAGGCCUGACCGUUGACCCUCUUGUGUGACUGCAAUUUUCCUGUCUUGGCCAAACAUGUUAAUUUGCCCUUGCACCUCAUCUCUCUCUAGGAGCUACAAUGACAGCUGUUACCUGGAUUCUCCCAUCUAUCCAGAACUAGCUGAUGUUCAGUGGUAUGGACAGGAGAAAGCCAAGCCUGGAACUCUAGUGUGAAUCCCCUUGACCUCAGCCGUUCAAACGCAUCAAUGCCAUUCUGAAAAUCACCUCACUGCCUCUCAUUUGCCUUACCCAGAUGCACUGGCGCCUGACACCAGCUUCAAGUCAAAGCACUUUUUGCAUAAGGCAACUGAAGAUGACAUUACAGAACCAUCAACCUCUCCAUGGUAGAUCUCUAUUCAGUCAAUAGUGUGGGUGGGUUGGGGGAAUCCUGCACUCUUGGUUAACUGCAGGUCUACCAUGUGUCUCACACAGCUCAGCCAAGAGCAGAAGGCAAUUAACUGGAUUUUAAGAAGACACCAGUGAGAGGAAACAGUAAAUUCAAACCAUUUGUUGCAUAAAUAAUCUUAUUCUUCAGUGUGUAAAACUAUUCUAACAUAUAAUUUGAACUCAAAACUUAAAAUACUGGUUAAAUAUAAUGCAACUGUUACCAUGAAAGACACAUUUAAUCACAGAAAAGAAUGGAGAGUGGGGAAGAGAAAAAUGCUGUCAUUUUAGAAACAGGCCAGAAUAUUGUGAUUUCUGUGCUGCCAAAGAUUUCAGUACCUGCUACGAAACCAUUUUUGGAAUAGCCUUGUAUAACCUGCUCUCCAUCUUUUUCAUGCUGAUGCUCUAAAACCUCAUACAAUAGUACAGAUAUGUCCUGCAUGUACAAGUCAUGAAUUAUUUUCCACUGUGCAACAGAAGCACUGUUGUACACACAUCAACAAUGUGUUUGCAGACUGACCCAGUCAUUGACAUGUGUUAUCAUUUUGCCCGGGGGUUAUGUAGGGCUGGUAUAGAGUAUCUCUGCAAGAGCAUAUUUACAGUACACUGAUGGGAUAUUGGAUUGAAACCAUUGUUGGCAAAUACCAGUCAGGAAAGAACACUGGAUCGAUGAAGACGGGAAUGAGCAAGGAAAGAAAUUGCUUAUUUUAAUAUAGUUGUAACUAGUUGCAAGCAAAACCGCCAGUAUUUUUCUUUUAAAGAAUUUCUGCACUCAAUUGAGAAGUAAAAUACCAAAAUAUUUUACAAAUAAAGAAACAGAAAAAAGCA